This is a messenger RNA of Athene cunicularia (burrowing owl), 3422 nucleotides long. RefSeq names its product chromosome 13 C5orf15 homolog (gene C13H5orf15). The record is from RefSeq and is a predicted model, not a curated record. NCBI's taxonomy places the organism in Eukaryota, Metazoa, Chordata, Aves, Strigiformes, Strigidae. The transcript has 4 exons. Bases 1017 to 1961 code for a protein of 314 amino acids.
CUGUGUAUGGAAACUUUAACUUAGGCACACAAGAGAGUUACCAAGCAGAGAUGAGUUUUCCUUUGCUUGCAGCUAGGCCUUGCUUUUGCCAAGGGCACCCUGCGGGUUUGCUGCCCGUUGGGCUGAUUUUGAUUUAAUUGCCCAGAACUGCAUCGUAGGGUGAAAACUUUGCCAUCUGUGACACUGGAAAAUAUUCAGUUUUGUCCUGCUGGAAAUGCUUGAAUGAAAUCUUCACUAGGGCUGGCUCUUGUGUCCUGCAGCUCCAAAGGAAGCUUUGUAUUUUGUCAGUUGUAAAUUCAUAGAGGUGGUGCUCACAGCAGCACUUGGAACUAACUCCUCUGGUCGGGUUUUCUUCAGCCCUGACUUGCGCAUGCUACAGAAUUUUCUACUCAAGAGAAUGAACAUAUUUUCCUACUUAGAGCACUUUAUAUAUAUUCUACUUGGCCUGCUCUGUGCAGGAGUUGAGGUACGUAGUCACUCUGAGCUAUCUGCAGUUGGACAAGGGUAAAAUCAAUGAAUUCAUUUCAGCCCCCACCUAAUCUGAGUUAAUGUGCUGGAAUCCCACUGGUGAAAAGCAAGGGCACUUGGCCAUGGCCAUUCCUUGAUCCUUUAAGAGUUUGAAUCCCUGUUAAGCAUGCUUGUCUUACAACCUGCACUCGCACAGGAUGUAAUCAGUUUUGUUUUCCAUCUGUUAAACAAGAGGCUUCAGAUUAGCCAGUGCAAACAGAAAUAAUUAUUUUUGUUCUUGCUGACAACAGCAAGGUUAACCACCACGUACCUAGCUCGUAGUGUUUUCCACACUCAGCAAUUUUAAACACCUUGCUCUGUGUGUGUUACAUGAUUUGCCUUACAACCGGCAGGGAUUUGGCUUUCAAUAUUGUCCCUUAAUUACAGUAAUUGCCUAAGUGGAGAUCUCAACAUCUCCCAGUGUCGUGCAGCCCGGACAGCAGCAGUGGAGCAGCCCGUCACCGCUCAUCCGCCCACCGAGCCUGGCCACGUCCAGUGCAGAUACGCAAAUGUCACUGGGAUCAAAACUUGGCUUCAUAGGCUUGAAUAAGGAAAAAACAUCACCUACAGAAUCCAAACCAAAACAAUACAGCCUUCGGUUUUCAAGAAAAUAUUUUGAUUUUAUGACGUGGCUCAAAGGGACUGCUGACAAAAUAUAUCUGGUAAUUCCUAAGUGCAGCUGGCAGAACCUACUCGAUACUACGAAAGCAGAGAUGCUUCAGAAAAAUAAUUCUUCUAAAAGUGAGAAUGAAACGCUAAGUAGAUCCCAAAAUUUGACAGACAUCUUGCAGAGUAUAAGCCCAACAAAAAAAGAGGCAAGCCCAACAAAAAAAGAGGCAUUUCCAACAACAGCUAAAAUCAAUUUGGUGACUGCAGUAAAACCAUCUACAGCAAAAGGCGAUUCUCUGCCGUAUGUUCUCUCUCAUGCGGUGACUGCUAGUCCGGUAUCUCAAAUGGAUGUUGAUGCUUCUGAAGAUACUAAAAUUGAGGAAGAGGAUCUUCUAACAGAUUUGAAAGACACACUAAAUAGUUCACCCCCCAUCAUAAAAGAAACUAUGGAGUCAGACGGAGGAGAAGACUAUGGUCCUUACGAAAUGACAUCCAAUUCCAGAUACAACUCAGACCUCCUAGACAUGCCAGAAGAUGAUGAUUCUGACACCAUUAGUAAUUACAAUGAAGAGAUCAAGACCCUCGCUGAGAAGAUAAAGGAUGUUUCUGUCACAGGGUUGGAAGAGGAAGAAGACAGCCAUUUCUUUUUUCAUCUGGUUGUAGUUGCCUUCUUAGUAGCUGUUGUUUACGUCACCUAUCACAAUAAGAGGAAGAUCUUCUUAUUGGUCCAGAGCCGAAGAUGGAGGGAUGGCCUGUGCUCUAGGACGGUAGAAUACCAUCGUUUAGAUCAAAACGUUAACGAAGCAAUGCCUUCCCUGAAAAUAACUAAUGACUACGUAUUUUGAAAGCACUGUGACUUGAGUUUGUUGAACUUCUCACACUUUGCCUGCCUAGUCAUGUAAUGAUAUUCAGGUAUUCUAAAUAUGCUGCUUGUACUGAAAUGAGAUGUAUUCUCUUUGACCUGGAUGUUUUUGAGAUUAAAUCUCAUGGAGGAUCAAGGGCAUGAUACAUCUGUUUGCUACUUUGGUCAGGUUUUAUAUCAACGGUAAAAUGACAGAGUUUAAUAAUCAGUGCUCUUUCCAUUCAUUAAGCAUCAUCUCUUCUGUCUUGAGCAGUCUUAAUAGUGGUAAUACAAAAAAUAAGCAUAAAAUAUUUUAAGUCUAAUAAAUUAAUGACUUUGUCAUCAGUAAAUCAAAUUAAUGAUCUUUCUGCUAAUCACUUAGAUGGCUCAUAAAUCCCACUAUAUUUCAAACUUAAAAUAUAAUUACUUUUUCUUUUCUGUGUAAAUCCUGAUGCUGCAAUCUUUCAUCUUGUUUUUUUUUUUUUUUGGUUCUGUUUUCAUGUUGCAUAAUUCGAUCCUAUUUUAGGCAGAAUAGCUAGCAUGGGAAUUUCAUAAUUCCUCUAUGUGUUCAUGCAGUAAAUAAUUUAAAAAUAAUUAUGUAUAACCCAUUUUAUUUCAGAAGUUAUAUACCAUAUACUUCUUUAAAACUUUAAGAUCUCUGUGAAGAUAUGCAGCUUCUUGACUGUCCUGUUUUUUUUUAUGACUAUUUCAUUAUCUUUUCAUUAAUGAAUGGAAAAUAAGCCUUAUUGAAUAAUCUUACUAAAAUAUAGACAGUUGACAGGCUUUCAAUACAUCAAAGCUUUCUACUGAAUUUUAAGACAGUUGGGAAACAGUUAUGUGGUUUGCUGUAUUAUAAAUGGAAGAGGCCUGAAGAUGUAAGAGUAAUUUAUUUUGUGGUUGUUCUGACCCAGGUAACGGGCAGAUGAAAGUAACGGUGUGUGGGGCUGCCAGUCUGUGGACAGUGCACUCACAUUUCUGACAAACAUUUAAUGCAUUAGUGUAAAUCAAGUUACUGGUACAGUAGGUUUGUUUUUUUUUUUUUACCUUGUCUUUUGUACUUGCAUUAUUUAUGUUUUCAUGAGUUGUAAAAUAUAAAAUCUUAGUUUUCUGUACAUUCUGUUUGUGAUUUAGUUUUCAGACUGCUAAAUAUGUAAAUAACGUUGGAUCAGAAUCCCAUAAUUAAUGACUUGGUAUUCAAGUAGUUGCAUAACAUUUUGAAAAAAAUCAACUUUACAGCUGUUGGCAUGAGGAGUCUGAAGGCAUGAUACUGUCUUAGGAAUGAAGUGCUAAAAGUUCUAAAUCCUACUGUUAAAUGCAUUCUUCUCAUAACCGCAAGAACUAAAGCACAAACAAAACAUCCCCAGACUCUUUUCUUGCAGUAAUUUUUACCAUAUUUGGACUUGUAUCACCUAAUAUUUUGAAUAAGGUUUUUAAAAUAAAUGACAAUAAUAAGCUUGUGUUUUUU